CGGUCCCGCAGCACCCUCUGGCCGACUCUGCCAAGGCUAGGGCUUGGGCGGACGGAGCACCGUGCGCAGGCGCCGAGUUAGACCUCGCCAUAGCCCCCAUCGCCUCGGGGAGUCUCAUCCACAGUGGGUCCGCUGGCCCAUCGGGGCGCUUUCCCUCUCCUACCCCCCCGGGUUUCCCGCGCGCCCUACGCGCCCCGAUGGCGGAGCUGCGGCCUAGCGUCGCCCCCGGCCCCGCCGCGCCCCCGGCCCCUGGCCCUAGUGCCCCUCCGGCCUUCGCCUCACUCUUUCCCCCGGGACUGCACGCCAUCUACGGAGAGUGCCGCCGCCUUUACCCUGACCAGCCGAACCCGCUCCAGGUCACCGCUAUCGUCAAGUACUGGUUGGGUGGUCCAGACCCACUGGAUUAUGUUAGCAUGUACAGGAAUAUGGGGAGUCCUUCUGCCAACAUCCCUGAGCACUGGCACUACAUCAGCUUUGGCCUGAGCGAUCUCUAUGGUGACAGCAGAGUCCAUGAGUUUACAGGAACAGACGGACCAAGCGGUUUUGGCUUUGAGUUGACAUUUCGUCUGAAGAGAGAAACUGGAGAGUCUGCCCCACCAACAUGGCCAGCGGAGCUGAUGCAGGGCCUGGCUCGAUAUGUCUUCCAGUCAGAGAACACCUUCUGUAGCGGGGACCACGUGUCUUGGCACAGCCCUUUGGAUAACAGUGAGUCAAGAAUUCAGCACAUGCUGCUGACAGAGGACCCACAGAUGCAACCUGUGCAGACCCCGUUUGGGGUGGUCACCUUCCUCCAGAUCGUCGGUGUCUGCACUGAGGAGCUGCACUCGGCCCAGCAGUGGAAUGGUCAGGGCAUCCUGGAACUGCUGAGAACAGUGCCUGUAGCCGGCGGUCCCUGGCUGAUUACUGACAUGCGGAGGGGAGAAACCAUAUUUGAGAUAGAUCCACACCUGCAACAGGAGAGAGUUGACAAAGGCAUCGAGACAGAUGGUUCUAACCUGAGCGGUGUCAGUGCCAAGUGUGCGUGGGAUGACCUCAGCCGACCUCCCGAGGACGAUGAGGAUAGCCGUAGCAUCUGCGUCGGCACGCAGCCCCGGAGGCUCUCUGGCAAAGACACAGAGCAGAUCCGGGAGACCCUGAGGCGAGGACUCGAGAUCAACAGCAAACCUGUCCUUCCACCAAUCAACCCUCAGCGACAGAAUGGCCUCACCCAUGACCGGCCCCCGAGCCGCAAAGACAGCCUGGAAAGUGACAGCUCCACAGCCAUUAUCCCCCACGAACUGAUCCGCACUCGGCAACUCGAGAGCGUACAUCUGAAAUUUAACCAGGAGUCGGGCGCCCUCAUUCCUCUCUGUCUCAGGGGCAGACUCCUGCAUGGACGGCACUUCACCUACAAGAGUAUCACAGGUGACAUGGCCAUCACGUUUGUGUCUACGGGAGUGGAAGGCGCCUUUGCCACAGAAGAGCACCCCUAUGCAGCUCACGGACCAUGGCUACAAAUUCUGUUGACGGAAGAGUUUGUAGAGAAAAUGUUGGAGGACUUGGAAGAGCUGACUUCUCCAGAGGAAUUUAAACUUCCCAAAGAGUACAGCUGGCCUGAAAAGAAGCUCAAAGUCUCCAUCCUCCCUGACGUGGUGUUCGACAGUCCACUGCACUAGCCUGGGCUAGGCCCUGCAGGGGCCACGAGGGGCUCAGCGGCUCCCAGUGACUUCAGUGUGACAGCUGUGUAAAAGAGACCCCAUGAAUAAAAGGACAAGUGUGAGGAUGACUCCCGAGUGCUGCGCCCACCACAGGCCCCGCCUCACACCCAGGGGCCUCACACCCAGCUGCCAAACCCGUGACCAGGCCCCUGCCCGACAUGCCAGUGAGCAGGGAGGCUGCACCUCUAACCUCCCCGCCCGCCCGCCUGCUGCUGCCACAGGGUUCCCUGAUGAGCUCCGCUCCGGGAGAGACAUCGUUGCCAUACGGCCGGGUGUGCUGAGCACACGUGUGGAUGCAAUGGCCAGCUGGACCCCAGCAAGCCUCUGUGCAUCAGGCUGCUCCAGCCUGUGGGACGAUUGCUCCUGUCACCGAUGCUCCUUCCUUAGUAUGUUGUGGAAACCGGAUGGUAUUUUUAUUUCUCGGCAAAGAUGGUCCAGAAGCCAUGUAUAUAGUGGUUUUUAAACAGAACUUUAUUCCUAGAUGAACUUUAUUAUUCUCUUAGACAGAGGUCUGGGGGCUCUUCCUCCCCCACACCCUCUGCCCAAGAAGGUGCCUGGUGCUGCCUGUCAGCUCUGAGCCCUGGAGGGACCUGGGAUAGGGAACUCCUGACACUCUGCAUGCAGUCUUGGGUCCAGAUAUGCUGCGGCCUAGAAGGGGUGUUACUGCCUUCCAAAUGAAACAGGUUUCUACCAGGCUGUGGGGACUUUAGGAACUCAAGGACAUGGUGGUCCUAACUAUGUCUUCCAGUCCUUUUCUACCCAGCCAGGCCUGCCAAGGAGAGUAAAGCCACGCCUCCGUCCGCAUCCUGCUCCUCAGGACUCCGGCUCUUUGAUUCCCCUGUCCCCUGGAUUCCUCUCACUCUAAUUCUGCUGACAGUGCUGUCCGAGGCCUCCACCCUUCCCAUGGCAUUCUUGACUCACCUCUCAUCCUUGCCUUUCCCGUGUGGGCCAAGAGGUGCUCUGGCUUUGCCUCCAUUCCUAACCAUCUUGACCAGUGUUGUAGUAGUUCCCCCUCCCCCAUCCUCCCUGGAGACCUGCCUAAGGGCCCCGUGCUGCAUUCUGUCUACCUCCAUUUGCCUGGCUUGGGGGCAAGAAUGCAUGCUAUGAGCUGGUUUAGUCCUUAGUCUGUGAGACUACUGCUCAACCACUUGGCCUGGGCCUGCAAGGUCUUUGCAGACUGAGGAUAACCACCACCUGUUGGUGGCCCCAUUCUUGGGGAGCAGGAAAUGACAGGCAAGCUACAAAUGAGAUGUUGACAGGGCCUGAGGUCUCUCGUGCCCCCCAUCCAGCCAGGAACCUCGGGAACGUCUAAAAUCCUGCUGGGACCAGGCCCCCAUCAUUCCUUAGCGCAGUGGCUCUCAGCCUGCGAGGACCAGGCCUCAUUUCCCAUGAAUGGGCUCAGGUUUCUUCCAGAGGGAUAUCAGGGAACAGGUUUACCAUUAGCCUGCUGCCUGGGAAGGAGGGACCCUAACAUCGGAUGGAGCAAGACUUACCUCAUCAUGUCACAUGAUGGGUAAGCUGUACAGGGGCCCUUUCUUUCCCUCCCUGCAGCCCCAUGGGGCUGUUAGCCCAUCCUGGGGAGGGGUUCAAGACUGCGUGUCCCUUCUCCCCUACCCCCUUCUACAGACUUCCUCCAGGCUGUCCUUGUCCUUUGACCUUCCAGGUCCUCAGGACCAGAGCUUCUGAAAGGAAGGGCCUCUGCCCUCCUGUUGACUAAAGCUUUCCCGGCCUGUGUGGGCCGCAGAGGUGGCCAUGCUGAGGAGCGGUGUCCUCUUCCAAGUGAGACAUGCUGCAACAGGGCCUGUGGAGGCCUUGGGGAGCCCGAAGGGGCCAAGACAUCUUCCUUCAGACCCUGGGUCCUGGGACUGAGUUUUGAGAUGGAGUUGAGAGCAGGGAGAGGCCCUGAAGUUUGUACCCCUAUGGGGUGGACCAGCCGAUUACUCCCUGAGCUGUAUUUUUUUAACUUGGUCUUCCCUCUCUGGCUUCCAUGAUCUCGGUGUCAGGUGAGGUGUCAGGGUCCCUGUUACAAGUCAGGAGCCCUGUAGGGAGACCCCUUCGUUUGUACAAAAAUCUGAAUGCUGCAAUGAGCAGACUUUUGUACAUUUUUAUAUUAGUUUUUAAUGUCAGUGGCGACUCAGUUCCUGGGGCUACAGCUGGCUCAGGACUUUUGUAAGAAAUUUUGAGUGACUCACUUAGAUUUUGUUCCCACUUGCCCCUCUUCCUCUGUGUAAUCUAAGUGCAUUAAACAUAUCUGCA
Messenger RNA from Mesocricetus auratus (golden hamster), 3953 nucleotides. It is a transcript of the gene Sufu, whose product is annotated as SUFU negative regulator of hedgehog signaling. Gene Ontology annotation, cellular component: nucleus; cytoplasm. NCBI's taxonomy places the organism in Eukaryota, Metazoa, Chordata, Mammalia, Rodentia, Cricetidae. The record is from RefSeq and is a predicted model, not a curated record. Bases 198 to 1655 code for a protein of 485 amino acids. The transcript is spliced from 12 exons. Gene Ontology annotation, molecular function: transcription factor binding.